Molecule: messenger RNA, 3324 nt
Organism: Schizosaccharomyces osmophilus
Lineage: Eukaryota; Fungi; Ascomycota; Schizosaccharomycetes; Schizosaccharomycetales; Schizosaccharomycetaceae
Gene: mtr4
Product: TRAMP complex ATP-dependent RNA helicase subunit Mtr4
Exons: 1
Coding region: 1-3324 (1107 amino acids)
Biological process (GO): RNA catabolic process; maturation of 5.8S rRNA
Cellular component (GO): nucleus
Molecular function (GO): RNA helicase activity; RNA binding; ATP binding
Source: RefSeq, a predicted model, not a curated record
AUGUUUGAAGGAGAGUUAGAUGAUGCUUUUGACGUUUUUGAGGGAAAAGUUCCAAAAAGCUUAAAGAAAGACGUAGACAGCCCUAAGGGAGAAAAUGGCAAACAGUCAUCUUCUAAUGAUAAUCAGUCUGUUGAUGCUGUAAAAGGAAGCAAUAAGCGACAGGAUUCUGAAGCAAAACAGUCGGAUGUUAAGCGUAAGAAGAUUGAGGAAUCUAUAGCUGCUCCUUGGACCAGAUCGAACGAGCCUGUUGCAGGUGCUAAUAAGGGUGAAGGAGUAGUAAACGAGAUUGUUGAUGCCUCAGAAGAGAUCCCUGUUUCUUCCGAGAAUGGGACAGAGGAUGGCAAGCCUCCUGCUGAUGCAUUGGUUACCGAUUCUUUUGAGCAGGAAGCUUCUUUGAAGGUUGCUGGUGAUGUUGGCAUGGCUGAAGCUAAAUCGGAAUCUGAUCAUGUUGUCGAGCUUCGCCAUCAAGUCCGUCACCAAGUGUCGUUGCCUCCAAAUUACAACUACGUACCUAUAUCUCAACACAAAAGCCCGGAUCCACCAGCUCGAACAUACCCUUUUACCCUUGAUCCUUUCCAAGCAGUUUCCAUUGCUUCGAUUGAACGUCAAGAGAGUGUUUUGGUUAGUGCUCACACAUCUGCCGGUAAAACUGUUGUUGCUGAGUACGCUGUUGCUCAGUCGCUUCGUGAUAAGCAAAGAGUCAUCUACACCAGUCCCAUCAAAGCUCUGAGUAAUCAAAAAUACAGAGAGCUCUUAGCAGAAUUUGGCGAUGUUGGUCUAAUGACCGGUGAUGUUACUAUCAAUCCAGACGCUACCUGCUUGGUAAUGACCACCGAAAUUCUUCGUUCAAUGCUUUACCGUGGCUCUGAGGUAAUGCGUGAAGUUGCUUGGGUUAUUUUUGAUGAAAUUCAUUAUAUGCGUGACAAGGAACGUGGUGUUGUAUGGGAAGAAACUAUUAUAUUAUUGCCUGAUCAGGCUCAUUUCGUUUUCCUUUCUGCAACUAUUCCCAAUGCCAUGCAAUUCGCGGAAUGGAUCACUAAAAUUCAUCGUCAACCCUGUCACGUUGUUUAUACGGAUUUUCGACCAACACCUUUACAGCACUAUUUGUUUCCCAGCGGUGGUGAUGGAAUACAUUUAGUAGUUGAUGAAAAGAGCGUUUUUCGUGAAGAAAAUUUCCAAAGAGCAAUGACUGCUUUGGUUGAAAAACAGGGUGAUGACCCAGCUGCUGUUGUCUCCAAGAAAAAUGCUAAAAAGGGAAAAACUGGCAAAGGAGGUGUUAAAGGUCCUUCUGACAUCUACAAAAUUGUCAAAAUGAUUAUGCUGAAGAACUAUAAUCCGGUCAUUGUUUUCAGUUUUAGCAAGCGUGAUUGUGAAGCUUUAGCUUUGCAAAUGUCCAAGCUAGAUAUGAACGAUGAAACUGAGCGUGAUCUCGUUACCACUAUUUUUAAAAAUGCUAUUAAUCAGUUAUCCGAAAAGGAUCGUGAUUUACCUCAAAUCGAGCAUAUCUUGCCUCUGCUUCGUCGCGGUAUCGGCAUUCACCACUCUGGUUUGCUUCCAAUUUUGAAGGAAGUUAUUGAAAUUUUGUUUCAGGAAGGUUUAAUUAAGGUGUUGUUUGCUACCGAGACGUUUUCCAUUGGACUUAACAUGCCUGCGAAAACUGUCGUUUUCACUAACGUUAGAAAGUUUGAUGGAAAGAGCUUCCGUUGGAUUUCAGGUGGUGAAUACAUUCAAAUGAGUGGUAGAGCUGGUCGUCGUGGUUUGGAUGACCGUGGUGUUGUAAUUUUAAUGAUUGACGAAAAAAUGGAACCACCUGUGGCUAUGACAAUGCUUAAAGGUGAAGCGGACCGUCUAGAUUCUGCUUUCCACCUGAGUUACAACAUGAUUUUGAACUUGCUGCGUGUUGAAGGUAUUUCUCCUGAGUUUAUGCUCGAACGUUGCUUUUUCCAAUUUCAGAACAGUAUGGAAGUUCCCAAAAUGGAAGAAAACUUGGAAAAUCUUCAACAACAAUAUGACAAUACGUCCAUUCCUGAUGAGCGAGCAUUAGAGGAUUAUCACACAAUUCAGCUUCAACUGAAAAAGUACCGAGACGAUGUUAGAACGGUCAUUAAUCAUCCUAACUUUUGCCUUUCAUUUUUGCAAAGCGGCCGACUUGUAGCCAUAAAUUACAAAGAUGAAGAUUUUGGCUGGGGUGCUGUUGUAAGUGUAUCAAAGAGACCUCUUCCCAAGGGUGAAACCAAGGAGUAUGUUCCUCAAGAGUCUUAUGUACUAGACGUAAUAGUGAAAGUUCCUUCGGAUAGUGAACGCCCAAGGAUGAAGAAUGGUCGCUUACCUGAGAUUCAUGCGCCUAAAGGCGACGACAAAGGAAGAUUUGAAGUGGUUCCCGUCCCCUUAUCAGCUUUGAAUGGAAUUGCUCAUAUUCGUGUAUUUUUACCCAAUGACUUGAAAUCUCAAGCUCAGAGAGACACAGUGGGUAAAGCGCUUAGUGAAGUCAAGCGUCGUUUCCCUGAUGGAAUCAGUCUGUUAGAUCCUGUUGAGAAUAUGAACGUCAAGGAUCCGGCCUUUUUGAAGUUGAUGAAAAAAGUGGAUGUUUUGGAGGCUAGAUUGCUGUCGAAUCCUCUUCAUAACUUUGAAGAUUUGAAAGAAAAAUAUGAUCAAUAUCUUGGGAAGCUUUCUAUGCUUGACCAAAUUAAAGAGCUUAAAAAGCAACUUUCAAAAGCUAAAGCUAUUAUGCAGCUGGAUGAAUUAAGUGCUCGCAAAAGGGUUCUCCGCCGCUUAGGAUUCACUUCUUCUGACGACGUUAUAGAAAUGAAAGGUCGUGUUGCAUGCGAAAUUAGUACUGGAGACGGAUUGUUACUUACGGAACUCAUUUUUAACGGUAUUUUCAAUGACUUGAAGCCAGAGCAAUGUGCUGCUCUUCUCAGUUGCGUAGUUUUCCAAGAGAAAAGUGAAGCUGAAAAUCAGCGCAUGAAGGAUGAGCUUGCUGGUCCUCUUCGUAUUUUACAAGAAAUGGCUCGUCGAAUUGCUAAAGUUUCUCAGGAAAGCAAGUUUGAUGUUAAUGAGGAGGAUUAUGUUAACAGUUUCAAGCCAUCAGUAAUGGAGAUUGUGUAUGCUUGGGCUCAUGGAGCUACCUUUGCACAAAUCUGUAAGAUGACUGAUGUCUAUGAAGGUUCCUUGAUUCGUAUGUUUAGGCGUCUGGAAGAACUUCUCCGACAAAUGGGUGAGGCCGCUAAAGUAAUUGGUAAUUCAGGUUUACAAAAGAAGAUGGAAGACACUAUCAGUUGUAUACAUCGUGAUAUUGUUUUUAGUGCUUCUUUGUACUUGUAA